AUGUCUUAUUUCUACACCUCACCAACCUCCAACAUCCCACCUCAACCUCACCGGUCCGCAAUCAGAAUGACGCGUACCGGCUCCUCCUCGUCAACUACAUCAACCGCUUCAAAUUCCUCCUCAAUCUCCAUUCCGUCACCAUACAACUCAUCGUCGCAACCAGGCUCAAGUUCAGCCAGUUUCUCCUCCUCCUACUGGCCUUCCUCAUCCUCAACCACAUGCUCCUCUCCAUCCUCAUACGCCAACCGACACAGCCAUUCUCGCCACAAUAGUAAUGGGACGUCCUAUCUCCCAACACCCUUCCGCUCAGCUCUCCUCCACUCUUCGUCCGUCGCAUCAUCAUCAUCAUCAUCACACAACCCGCAUAGCGAGCCAUCCUCCUACUUCUCAGACGACGAGUUACUCUCCUUGAACCUUGAGUCCGUGCAUCUUGAUGGCACGUCCACAGUGCCAAACAGAAAGCGCGAAAUGACGACCGAAGAACAGGUCGCGGCUGUGAGAGAGCAAGUUGAGCGGGAGAGGGAAGCGGGCAAGAACGACGCUUGGUGGUUGCAGGGCGUUCCUGCCCAGCAAGCCCCCGUGAUGGGUAUGGAGAAGAGGAGUCGGGUUGUGAGGUUUGCCGGUGAGACGAGGAAGACUUCUGGGCAUGGGAAGAGGAGGAGUGUUGUCGUUGGUGGCAAGGGCUCGAGUCGAAGAGACUGA
Endocarpon pusillum Z07020 is the source of this 702-nucleotide messenger RNA. RefSeq lists its product as uncharacterized. The transcript has a single exon. NCBI's taxonomy places the organism in Eukaryota, Fungi, Ascomycota, Eurotiomycetes, Verrucariales, Verrucariaceae. Bases 1 to 702 code for a protein of 233 amino acids. The record is from RefSeq and is a predicted model, not a curated record.